AUGAUUAAUUUGGGCCAGUUGUAAAGUAAAGACUUUUAUGGGUUAAAAAAUAGAGAAAAAGAUGACAUAAUAGAAUAAUUAAUAGAGAGAGUUGAGUACUUAUAAAACCAAAAAGAUGCAUAUAAAAACUUAUCAGAUAAUUUGUAGUUCAAUUAUUAGAGAAUGAAGGACUUGUAUAAUUUUGAACAGGAUAAAUGCCAUUAAUUAAAAGAAGAUAAUAAGAAUUUAAGAAAUGAAAUAUACCAUUUAAAAUAUAAAUUAGACUCAUUAGCUGAUGAAGAUGUAGAAAUUCCAGUACAAUAAGUUAUAGAUACACCUUUAAGCAAAGCGAAUUAGGCAAAUAAUCAAUUUAAUCUAACAUUCACACGCAAUGCAAUGAGCAAUACUAAUAAUAAUUAAUUGAAUUAAAUAUCUACUCUUAAUGACUUAAACAAUUAACAAAAAAACAAGCUAAUUAGAUAACAAUCACAUCUCAGCUAGAAUUCUAAUAGUGCAGCUAUGAACUAAAGUAUCGAAUAAAAAAAAAUAAUUGACACUAAUUAAUAAGAAGAGUCAGAGGCUAUUUAAUUCCCAUAGAGUUUUUAGAAAAUUAACUUUCAAGAUGAAGAGAGCAGGUAAUAAGCAGAUAUAAAUAAGAGAUAUAAUGUUAAAAUAGGUGAUCUUCUCUUUUAGGAUUUCUUAUUGAUUGGCCCUUCUUUAGAUGAAUUAAAUGGAAAGUGUCCUAUCGGUGAAGGAGGGAUUAAUAAAUUACUGAUGCUCAACAAUUCUGAGAGCCAAAGAAACAGCUAAGGUUUGGUCGGAUAAAAUGCUAAGAGUUUAAAUGAUGGCGAAGAUGCUUAUUUUUCAUAAGAAAUACUAUUUGAUUUACUUAAAAAUAAGCUAGAUGAAUCAUAAUAAGAAGUAAUAUCAAAGCAUCCAUUUCCUUUUAAAGUGAAAUGUAGAAAAAUUAAAUUGAAAAAACAAGAAAACUUCCCCUAAGAAAUAUAAAAAAUAUUCACUGAAAACAAAGUGCAAGACAUAAAACAGUUUGUGUUUACUAUGGAAGGAGAACAUAGAAUGGCGAAGGAUGCUUAUAAAGAAUAAUUCAAUAAGCUUGUUGAAUUGUGUAAUCCUUGUAAAAAAUAAUAUUGUAUUUAUUUCGAAUGGGAAGAUUUUAUUUUCACUGAAAAAGAUAAAAACACUUUAUUUAAAUGCUAAUUUGCAUUUUGUUUUGUUACAUAUUAUCCCUUUUUUAGCUUUUUCAGGGAAGUUGUGUGCCAUAUUAUUUCCAAAAUAUAGAAAAAGAGAAUUCCUUUAAUAAGAGUUUUUUUGGAUAACAAAUAAGAUAUUAAUUAAAUAAUUGAGUAAUUGUCUAAAACUUAUAGUAAAAACUUAUUAGAUCUAUAAUUGGUUAUGCCAUAAAUGCUACAGACUAUUUAGUUUAGUGCCUAAGAAGAAGAGGAUGAAAUAGAAUCUAACUCAACUUUAUAGGCACAAGAAGAUUUAGUCGAUUAAAGAAAUUCCUUCAGCUAGUUUAAACCGAAUGUUCAAUCAGAGAAUUCCUCAAGGGUAUCUUAUAUGGUCCCAAAUUAUUAAUAACUUAGAUUGCUCGAGACAAGCUAGAAUAGUGGGAGUAAUUGGAUAUUUUAAAUGUUUACUUUUGAUGAUUUUUGGAUGAUAUUAACUCUCGUAAUGCUGGAAUAAAAUAUUGCCUUUUUUAGUUCUAGCAUUCAAUUAGUAGCAGGUGCUUUACAAACUUUUGCUUCUAUAUAUAAGCCAUUUACUUAAUGCAAUUUGCCAAUUCUACACAUAUUUGAAAAUAAUCUUACUUACCUUGAAUCUCCAUUUCCCUUCUUAAGUGGAAUCAACCAAAACUAAAAUUACAUAAAGUAAAAUAAAAUUAUUUGUGAAGAUUCUAGGUCAGUCACAUUCAUAGAUUUAGACAAUCGUAAAAUUCAUUUAAGUGAAGAUGCAAUAAAGUUAUUUGAAGAAUAAAAUUGUUACAUGAACUACACUAAAUAUAUUUAUGAACUUAGAAAAGCUUAUGGUAUCUUACAGAUACAGCCCUACAGAUAAAUGGUAGCAUCAAAUUUCACAGAAUUCUUCAGCCAUUCAUUCAAAUUAUAUAAUCACAUGGUAUUUUAAAGUCCUCCGAUACCUCAAAACUUAAUUCAAAAAUACAAGAGCUAGCAGCAAUUGUCAUCGAUGAUUUAAAAAAAUCCUGCUAUGCUAUCAGAAGGAAAGAAUUUAAAUUUAUAGACAAAAUCAUAUAACAAUAUACCAUUUGGUAAUACGAAUUCUAAGACUGAACUUUAUAAUAAUACAGAUAUGUUCAAUGAAAAAGGAAUAAUAAAUUAUGCAAUAGAUAAAAGAAACUUGAGUCGUUAUCAAAAUGAUUAAUCAGAGGAAGCUAAAAGUAUUUACAUUCAAUAGAAAAAUAGUUACUAUGCUAUGCUCAAGGACUUAAAAACUAAAGCUCUGGAAGAAUUUUACGAAUAUCUUGAAAAAACAUUUCAAUAUUACAUUUUAGACAACUUGCCAAAAGAUUAAAAUUUAAACACUAACUUCAAAGAUAUAAACAUCUAGGAGUUCCAUGAUAGAAUACUUAAAAAAUGUGAAGAAAAAAAUUUCACAAAGCUCUUUCUAAAAACCUAAACAUUUUCAUAUUAUUCAUAAUAAUAUUACGAAAAUGAGAAUCAAAAACCAACAACAUCAAGUACUAAGGCUACAUACAGUCAGCCAUCUACAGCAAAUCCAUUAAACAAAUUUUGA
Tetrahymena thermophila SB210 is the source of this 2751-nucleotide messenger RNA. Its product is annotated as DENN (AEX-3) domain protein. The transcript has 3 exons. The record is from RefSeq and is a predicted model, not a curated record. NCBI's taxonomy places the organism in Eukaryota, Ciliophora, Oligohymenophorea, Hymenostomatida, Tetrahymenidae.